AUGGAUCGGCGCGUGAGGCCUACCAGCCACGUCCUGGAUCGAGAGAUCAAGGCGGUCGUGGGGAUGACCAUUUGGAUCGCCGUGAUGAAGACCCUGAGAUAUUUCACCCAUAUGACGGCGACGACCGCGGAUCACGUCGUUACGAUCGAGGUGGCCGGAGCUACUCUCGCCCUUACCACGACGAUGGCCCUCGCCGCGAUGAUGCCCGACGUGGUCCUGACGAGGAUUUUCGUCAUUUUUCCCCCUCUCCAGGUGGCAGCCCAGGUCGUUAUUCUCGUCGCGAUCGUUCUGCAUCGCCUCUUCGACAAGCUGGGUUUGCCUACGGGCCUGUCAUUGGAAGACGUUAAGGACUGUCUGUUCAGACAAACGGAUUUAUCGCAAUACCCUUCGGUUGAAGUUCGAGUUCCAUCUGGCCGAGGCCAGCGACGUGCUUUCGUGCAGUUUGAGCAGGUUGACCAGGCGGUCGAAUUUGUCAAGGAGCACUAUCCCAAGCUCAUGCUUGACUUCGCAGGCAUGGUUGAUGGUGAUGCCGAUGGUAUGACCUCAAUGUACAUACACUACGCGAGGAACCGUGACGACGGCGAACGGGAGAGCAAGGCUGGGUAUGCCCCGAACUGGACUUGCCCGAACUGCGAGUUCUCCAAUUAUUCCACUAGGAAUCGCUGCAAGAACUGCGGCGGCCCACCAACAGACCCGUCUCAAUACCGUCACCUCCUGACCGGCGAAAGCGAUGCAGCUGAUACGCCAUCCCAGAUUCUGGUGUUCUUUCCACUUGCGGGCUCUGUCACAGAAGACGUGCUUGCCGCCGGUGCUGCAAAGCUGGAACUGGCGCAAAAGCCCGCGGCGCCAAAGAACUCUGGAGAACCACCAAAGCUGAAGUCCACGGCGCCAACUGGCGAUGCAUCGGGAUAUGGCGCGAAGCCUGGCUCGCUGCAUCGCAUCUUUUUGAUGCGAGAUCAAGACACGAACGAAUCAUUCAAUUUUGGAUUUGCCGAGUUCUGGACGGUCGAAGAUGCUCUUGCCGCCAUGCAAAAGUUCAAGAUGAUGCGCGAGUUCACCAUUGCCGGGAAGCCAGUCACGGUAUCGACCAUCCAUCUGGGUGUAUUCGUACCUGAAAUGAGAGACGUCACGCGCGCCAUCGAACACAUCUCGUUUAACCCACUUUUCAACCCAGCCAUUCGAGUCAAAUACUGGGAGCCCCAUGUGUUUCCCAGUGAGAAGGUCAUCACUGAGACACCUCCAGGAGGUACAUCCAGCAACGACAAGACGGAUGCGAAUGAUGAGGCGAAGAAGACCAAGAAGCGCAAGGCUGAAGGAAGCCUUGCAUCUGCAGCUACGAAAAAGUCCGCGCCAAUGGCGGGGCAGAUGGCCUUUUGGCAGAGACGACACGACGAAAUCCAUGAAGGCAAGAAGCCUACAGACCCUGCCGAUGGUGACGGCAGCGCGGAAGAGCGCGCACCAGUCAAGAUAUCUUUGUCUGGGGCCAAUGCCAUUUCGACUGGCCCAAUCAAGAUUUCGCUGACAGGAGCGAGUCUGUCCAACCCUGCCCCGCCCGCGACAUCACAUUCGGCAGAACCAUCGACGGCCCCUACUUCGACUGGUGCUGUAAGCCCCGAGCAGCCUGCUUCGCCGACAGUAUCAUACGUCGACAGGGAAAAGGUGUGCUGUCUACUAUGCAUGAUGAAGUACAAGUCUCUGGACGACCUCAACACUCAUGAGAAGUCAAGAAACCACAAAAAUGCCAUGGCAGACGAGGAAAAGGUUAAGGCUGCCAAGCCUCGUCUUGCCGCCCGCGACAAGAGAAUGUCGAAGCCGACCGAGGAACAAGCUAAGAACGAAGAGUCGGGCCCUCAAUAUCGCGACCGUGCGAAGGAACGCAGAGAGGUCUUCAACCAGCCAUCCAAACCCAAACCUUUGGCUCAGAACACGAAGCCUGCGCGAAGGGAGGACAAGCCGUCUCGGGCAGCCGCCGAGAAGACGCCGCCUCCGCAGCCGUCCAAGGGCGCAGGGAUGUUGGCCAAGAUGGGCUGGAGCACCGGUCAGGGCUUGGGCGCCAACGCCGACGGACGCACCGAGGUGAUUGCGACACACGCGUACCAGGAAGGCGUUGGUCUCGGUGCGGAGGGCGGAAACCUAGGCGACGCGGCGGAGUUGGCUCAGCGCAAGACGAAGAACAGCUAUGCCGAGUACGUGAACACGGUGCAGGACAGAGCCCGGGAGAGAUACAACAAGAUGGGCUAG
Colletotrichum siamense is the source of this 2241-nucleotide messenger RNA. Its product is annotated as putative RNA-binding protein. Gene Ontology annotation, molecular function: RNA binding. The record is from RefSeq and is a predicted model, not a curated record. The coding region runs from base 1 to 2241 and encodes 746 amino acids. Gene Ontology annotation, cellular component: nucleus. Lineage: Eukaryota; Fungi; Ascomycota; Sordariomycetes; Glomerellales; Glomerellaceae. The transcript has 4 exons. Gene Ontology annotation, biological process: mRNA splicing, via spliceosome.